This is a messenger RNA of Hemibagrus wyckioides, 2999 nucleotides long. RefSeq names its product nuclear receptor interacting protein 2 (gene nrip2). The transcript has 6 exons. The record is from RefSeq and is a predicted model, not a curated record. NCBI's taxonomy places the organism in Eukaryota, Metazoa, Chordata, Actinopteri, Siluriformes, Bagridae. The coding region runs from base 567 to 1442 and encodes 291 amino acids.
GGUAGACCGAAUGAGAGGUGGGAGAGAGAGAGAGAGAGAGAGAGAGGGAGGAGGAUACACAGCUCUGCGGUGCUACAAGGACACUGAGCUUCUCAGAGAGAGAGACAGAAGAGAAAGACUUGAUUCUUAGCCUGAACGCCGUACGAUACGAACCUACAUCACCUUCUGACACACACAGCUGGCCAGCGGUCAACGAGCAGCACACACUCUACAGCAUCUACUUUAUCAGGAGCAUCUCUUCUUUCUUUUUUUGCUUUACAAAACAGGAUUGAUCAUCUGGUGACUAUUCACAAGAUUUUUUCCUUUUUUAGAAGCCCAGUAUAUGCAAGGAUUGUAUUUUUUGUGUGGAACAAAGAGCUCAGUUGUCUGUUCAUAUCUCUGUCUCGUGUCUGAAUGAGAGUGUAUGAGCGAGCAAACCUUGCUAAGCUUCAGGGUCACAACGUUGCUGGUUGAAAGUGAGCUCUCCUAAGCCACAGUGCUGUGUGAGAAGAGCCUGAGGCAGACGCAGAGGCAAAGGCAGAGGUAGAGUUUUGGAGAACAUAAGAACUGUCGUGUUAAGACGUGCCAUGAGUGAGUCCAAGAAGCAGGAGGUCGAGCUAAGGGAUAAAGCCAUCAUGCACCAGCAGAGGAGACUGAAACAGGCCACCCAGUUCACGCACAAGGACUCGGCUGACCUCCUGCCACUUGACGGUCUCAAGAGGCUGGGAACGUCCAAAGAUUUGCAACCACACAGCGUUGUGCAGCGGCGCCUCCUAGAGGGUAAUAUCUCUCGGCUGUGCGGGGAGGCACGAGACACCCUGUCCCGCGUCCGCUCACCUCUCGCUGAGAGCAAGGAAGGUGCUGAGGCAGAGGAGAGGAGCGAAAGCACCAUCGAUGACUCCACUGAAGAGAAAGAGUCACCAGAGGAGAGUGAGAGAAGUCUGCGGUCUGAGGAGGAGGAUGAGGAGGAUGAGCAGGCUGAUCGCAGGGAUGCUGUUGGAAAGGCAGGGCACAAGGAGGCAGGGAUGGACAGAGGAGAAGAAGGAGUGGGGGAGAAAGAGAGAACACCCUUCCUCUCAGCUUUGCAGGUGCAGUGUAAGUGUGGUGAUGCUGAGGUUAAAGUAUCCAUUAACACCGGCUGUCAGUUGAACCACAUCUCCAGUACAUGCUGCAGAAGGCUGGGCCUGAAAAUCAGUCCCAAGCCUGUCAGUGAAUCCAUGCCUAACGCUGUGACAUCCGUGCAGAUCCUGAUUGGUAGCGAAAGAGUGCAGUGUACUGCUCAGGUCAUAGAUGAUGAGGCGUCUGAGCUGUGCCUCGGCCUACAGACUCUGCUGGAGCUCAAAUGUUGCGUUGACCUGAACAGCAGAUUGCUCCGGCUGCACGGUACCGGCGAGGAGCUGCCCUUCCUGGAGACACCAACCCGCAGCCAGUGCCAUCACCGUGACAACAACAAAAACCUGUGAACCUUGACCUCACCCUCUAUCAAGCCCCCACUACACAUGAGUGGGAAUUUGGACCACAGCCAUCACACUCUUCCUUUUUACCUCUCCUUCUCUCACCCCAUUUUUUCCUCCGUACAACCUUUUGUGUUGGUUUGUGUGUGGAUUUUCAGCUGAAUCGUUGUUUCAGCUCUUUGUGCUCAAUUUGUGGUACGCUGAAUGAGAAGCUGAGAGAUAGAUCAUACCACAUUAAGACGGUUCAGCCAGAACAGUAAAUAAAACCUUAAAAUAUUAGCCAUAAAUACCUGUGAGUUAUUAAAGUACUACAAUAUCAAAUGUUCUCAAUUAAACUGAAGUAAAUGAAGGAUUCUGUGAAGAAGCACAGUCAUGACUUACCUUUCUCAUGUGUCACUAAAUGACCCUUUAGUUAUGAACCUAAACUCAACAAUAAAAAAAUCAUUUUUUGAAAUAAAAAUAAUUUAAGUUAAACUUUGUGUUAAAUGCAAAGCUAAACAUGCUAAAAAUAUAUAAUUAAUUAAUUAAAAUAAUAAAAAAAAACAAGUGAAAGUAUAUUUUCAUUUAUCAAGUAUUUCCUAUUAUAAUAUUAGAAUAAACCAAAUAUGUGAUUAUUUAAUCUGUUUCUAGACUUAUCUUUAAUCUUUAAAACUUAUCUUUAAAUCUACAUUUAAAAUGUAAAUUUUUAAAUCAGUUUGUUCUCUUGCCAGAUCAAUUUGAUUUUAAGCAUUUAUUUCUAAAAAGGAGCAAAAUGAAUAUGAAUGAUUUUAAUAAUCCAACAAUUUUAUUUGGUUUAUUGCAAACUAAUUCACAAUUAUUUCACUUACUAAAAUGUUUUUUUUUCCAAGAUUAAAAUCCAUAGCAGUUAACUGAUCCUGAUUCCUGUUAACUGACCGACGAUUGAAACAUUCCAGCCUUCUGCAAGAUUUUCUAGAUAUAUAGAUCUAUAAUCCCAGUUUUUUUUAUCUUUUGAAAUGCUCUUUAUAUAAACUGUGUGAGGGGUUCUGUAUUUCUGUGGCUGAUUUGAUGCUUUCUAACAGCUUGUGUUUAACCUAUUAGAUAAAAAUACAUAGAAAGCUGGUCCAAAAUAGAAACAAAAUAAAACAAAACCAAAAAAAAUUGAAGCAAGUCAUUUUUUAAACCCAAGGCUUUCCUUUGUCAUAGCUUCACUUCACUCCUGUCUUGCGUUAGUUUCAGCUCUUCAUGACUCGGCUUCCCAUAACUGCGAUAAGUGAUCUCCUGUGCCUAAUACUGCCAUUUUUGAGAUCAUUUAGUUCUUCACUGAAACUGAAGCGCUGUCAAACUGUCAAGCACUUGCCCCUGAUCUCUAUUAAAAUGUGUGAGUAAGUGAGAGGAGCGCUCAAUCUGCUAAUUAUUCUAUAUCACCGUCUCUGCUCUGUCAGAUCUCAGAUCAGAGAUUAAACCUGCUUUGAUUACACUCUGCCUCUCUGCCUCUGGGGUUUAAAAAAAUAUAUUUGUAUGCUAUAAAUGAAGGUGUAUGAAAGAGAUUAUUUUUGGCGUGUUUUUUCUUUUCUCUGUCUAAUAAAAAAUGUAUUCUGCCUAUGA